GCAUUUCUCAGAGUUUUAUGUGAAUACACGAGUGAUGCUGUAGAAAAACGACGGUUACAAGAAUUGUGCAGUAAAGAAGGUAAAACUCUUCACCUUGUAGGCUUGUACGUUUUGUAAGAUACCUUGAACGGUUUUUGUAAUGUACUCUUAAAUAUUACUAUUGCGUAUCUUGCCUGGAAAAUUGGAUUUGCAUUGGAUUAACUGAAACUAAGUCUUACAUACAUACAUACAUACAUACAUACAUACAUACAUACAUACAUACAUACAUACAUACAUACAUACAUACAUACAUACAUACAUACAUACAUACAUACAUACAUACAUACAUACAUACAUACAUACAUACAUACCAACAAAAAACAAAAAACAAAAAACAAAAAAUUAUUUAAACCACGCUAGCCUCGACAACCGUGGAGGCUGAUUUCCACGAGGGGCGUGAAAUGACCUAUUUACAAGAAAUUAACUAUUUACAAGAAAUACAGAAACACGACAAGAAAAUACAGGUGAUUUUAACUGCACGAUCAUACACAGGCAAGUUUCAACUCAUUCUUUGUUUUAAUAUCGAUUUGAAAGAGCUUAAGGAUUCAGGUCGACAAGAUGAAGUCAAUUACGACAAGAUGAAGUCAAAUUUGUGCAUGAUGGAAAAUGUGAAAUGUCGAGCAGUACUCCGGGGCACUUGAGUUGGAAGCCGCCAGAUCUGAUAAGGGUAGCGCUAUCCAGUAUCCACUAUCCAGCCUUCGUAGUUCGUACAGCCGGCUCCAGGUUUUCGCGUCACUUAAAAUGUCUAUAAAUUGAUGUUUUCCAAGUUUUAUUAUAUUUGUCGUUGUAUGUACAUGUAUGGUUCCCAUCUUAACGUGAUAUUUAAUGUACAGUGUAGUUUAUUAUUAAUACGAGUAAUUAUAUAACAAGCUUAUGCAAUGUUUAACCAAGCCUUCCAAAAUUAACCUUACUUGAUUUUAGUAAUAUUUUUGGGUUUUAUAGGCGCUGCUAAUUACUCGACGUUUAUUCGCGAGCCACACGUGUCUUUUAUUGACAUUUUAAAGGCCUUUCCUUCUUGUAAACCUCCGUUUGAAAGACUGCUUGGUAAGUCUAGUAUAUGA
Paramuricea clavata is the source of this 1100-nucleotide messenger RNA. NCBI's taxonomy places the organism in Eukaryota, Metazoa, Cnidaria, Anthozoa, Malacalcyonacea, Plexauridae. The record is from the annotation of a GenBank genome assembly.